Melopsittacus undulatus (budgerigar) is the source of this 2225-nucleotide messenger RNA. RefSeq lists its product as uncharacterized. Lineage: Eukaryota; Metazoa; Chordata; Aves; Psittaciformes; Psittaculidae. The record is from RefSeq and is a predicted model, not a curated record. The transcript is spliced from 3 exons. Bases 2 to 1123 code for a protein of 373 amino acids.
GAUGCCACGUGGGAAGCGGCGGAGCCGCCGUCGGCGCCGGGCCGGAAUCGCGGCCCCCCUGACGCUGGGAACGGCCCUCGCCGGGCGCCGGGAGGAGGGGAGGUCGCGGAGCCCCCGGGACCGCGCCGGGAUCGCCGAGACCCGAUGGGUGCUCGGCGCGGUGGCGCCCGGCUCGCGACUCGGCCUCCCGGGCCUAGAGGCGCUGGCGGCGGCGGCUGGGCCUAGGGGCGGCUCCCCGCCCUGGGCGGCGCCCUCGCUGCUCCAGGUGCCGGCGGCGGCCCAGCCGGCCCCGCGGAGGGACGGCAGCGACCUGCCCGCCGGUGCACCGGCCGCCCUGGCUGUGCUGCACCUACAGCCCGGCGCCGAAGGCUCGGCGCGGGCGGCGGCGGCGGGGGCCGCGCCGCGCCUGCGGACCGUCUACGUGAACCCGCGCUGGCUGGAGCGGCAGGCCGCGCUCGGGGCGGCGGCGGCCGCUGCCAGCCCUUGCGCCGAGGCGGCGGCAGCGGCGGCGGCGAGCGGCGCGUCUGGGGGCCCGGCGGCGGCAGCGGCGGCCGCGUCGGCCGCGUCGGCGGGGCAGGGCGAGGCGGCGGCGGAGCCGGCGGCCACCCCCUACGUAGGGCUGCGGCGGCCGCUUGGCUACAAGCUGGCCAAGGCCACCAAGGAGCGGAUCUGGCGGGGGGAGUUCAUUGACCUCUUUUCCUUGCUCCACACAGAGCUGGCCCCCGAGUACGGCCCGCGCCCGGGGGACACGCUGGACCAGUGGGUUUCGGCCUUCUUGGUGUACGCCAGCGUGCUGUGCGAGAAGCACCCUGCGCGCUGCGGGGCCAUGUUCAAGUACCUGGACACCAUCCGGAAGCUGCAUGCCACCUACGGGGGCACCUCGUGGAUGAACUACGACGAGGACUUUCGGCGGCGGGCGGCCAAGGACCCCAACCUGCCCUGGGGUGACGUUGACCUCGACCUGUGGAUGAAGUGGAUGGCACCGCUCAAGUCGCUCAUCCCCAGGAAGCCGCGUGCUGAGGUUGAGAAGCAUGCCUCGCCGACACCAUCAGCACCAGCACCUGCACCAGCACCUGCACCCUCACAGAGCCCCAAGCAGGAGGAGAAAAGCCAGACUCCAUGAAAACAGAAGGCCAGUUGGGAUGGCAGUCAAACUAACUGGCCUGACUCCGUUGGUGUUUAAGUGGAGCUCUGGUAUACUAGUGCAUUCUUUUACCUCUGCUUCUGUUGCGUUGCAAGCUGUGCUAGAGAAGACGUAGGAAAUUCAUUUUACCCAAUCAGCAAUUGUAACAAUGGACUACAAACCUGCAGAGCAAGCCAGUUUGCUGGAAAACAGGAAUUCCUGCAGCGCAGCACUUGUCACAGACUAUCCAAAGAGGGCAAAGAUUCAGGAAGGUGAAUAAAUUGAACAUUGGUUGAAUGAGGUCAGGAACAGUCUCCCGGAGGAGAAUCCUGCCCUAAAAUACUACUUUGAAAGUAUAAGCCAAUUCAGUGCGCAUAUUAACCUUUCUCAUUUGAGCAAACUUGUGUGCAAUCCUGGAUCUUUGCAGAUCACAACCGGACACUUCAAAAACCUAUGUACUAUAUUUGUUAAAAAAAGUAAUAAAUCAUAAUUUGUCUUGUUACAGCUGUUACUUUUACCAUUUCAUUGAGAAUAUAUGCAACAUAAAUGUAUAUUUGACUUGAAGCAGUAUCAUACACUUGGUAAAAUAACUCAGGUUAUCAACAGAACUAUUCUGUGGGGCUCAAUAUUGCCUCUUAAUUCUUCUCUGAAAAAUGCAUUAACCAUUGCUGUCAUUGCCAGAAAUCAGUUCUAUCUAACCUAAUUGUUCAUUACAAAAUUCUUGGUCAAAUAGAAUAAUUUACCUAAAUUUUUCUCUGUUUUUAUCCUCAUAGAACACUUGAGAUCCUGAGCAUCAGACUAGACUUUUGUAGUCUUAUGUUCAUGAAAACCAUGUUCACAGAUUCACGGUUUAAUCAUUCUACAUCUCAGUAUUUUGUUUUCCUUUUCCCUUGCAUACUAGGGAGUAUGGUCAAGGUAAUACUAUGAUCCAGUAAUGCGCAUGAUGGUAAGGGUAUACCUUUAGUUGUUUCAGGAAAAAGCUGCCGUUACCUGCUCUCUUUCUCCUUUCUUGAUAGUUUCAAUAAUAUGCAUAACACAAAGUGUUUGUAAAUUGAUAAUUAAACUGUUUGUGACAUCACCUAAAUAAAUUUUUCUAUAUAAA